GCUCGGAUGGGUUGCCGCCGUGUGCUGUUGUCUGGGGUGGGAUAAAGUCACUAGAUGGUCAAUCUAGUGACUUUAGAGUGGGAAGGGUGGAUUAUAACCUUAGCCGACUAUUGGUUCGACAUGGUUAUCGACUAUUGGUUCGACAUGGUUAUCGACUAUUGGUUCGUCUUGGCCGUAUUAGUCCACAGAGACUAGGUGCUAGACGAAGAAAGUCUGUGGUGGUGUGGUGGGAAGGGUAAGCUUAUUCAGCUGAUUCGGCAUAUCACCGAUACAGAACGAACUAGGAGGCUGGUGGCCGCUCUCUGGUUUCUCUCUGUUCAUGGUCAUGUUCGGGGUCAUCGAGUUUCAUGUUUGCAUUCUGUUCGCUGCCCUUAGCUUCCAUCAUGAGUAAAACGAUAAGAAUGAUUAUCCUCUUCUUUUCGGCACUGCUACACAUUGGAGGUUAUAUUUUGAAAAUAAUUUAACAACUUGCAAAUGAAAUGCAAGCUAUUUGCUUCCAGAUUUGUUUAAUUCUUUUGCCAGAUAAUUCGUCCCCGGCUAUUUUUGUACUUGCAUCCUGAAGCCAAGAAUCUUUUAGCAGGUAUCAAAAAUACCCAAACUCGUUUACUGUGUAUUGAGCAUGACUAAUGGGGGAAGAAACUGUUAAACUAAUCUCGCAAGAAGUUAAAAGGAACGGCAAAUAAAGCGUUGCUUUCGGAAUUCGCGCGGGUGGUUUUACGAGACAUCGCCAUCCAAUUCUGCGUUUUCGUUUUAAGAGGCUAUCCAACAUUCUCAUAUAUUUAACGUUGUGCACACAAACGCAAAAGCUUAUUCGUCACGUGUAAUGGCAUUCUUUACGGUUUAUCAGCUCACAUUUAACCAGCCAAUCUGCCAGAAACAUCCCCCGGACGAAUUUUACGUCCGCAUAGACAAGUUCAUUCGUCAAUAUGCAAAGAAUCGAUCGAUAUUUCAUAAAACUUGAUCCGCAUACACGUACGUGAUAAGUAAUUGUUGUUACCUAUCAUUUGCGUUAAAAAGCACCCACUGCAUUAUUGCGAAAUGGAACUGACGAAGGGAAUUAUCGACGGUAUAGCGGACAUCCAAAACAGCAAUCUCUUACCCGAUGAAACGUUUUUGCAGUUACUGGACACUGUAGUAUCUUACAUUUGCAGGAACACUAAUGAUACAAAAAGCAUCACUAGUUUAUAUCCAUCCAAGCCGGAUUUAAUAAAAGCCGCCGUUGCCAACAUCUCUUGUCUCUUCGUGGAGGCUGCCAGACACGAUUACGACGAGGAAAGCUUGAGGAUUUUCCUCCAGGAUGAACACAUUAGCGGCCAAAGAACAGAGAAGCUGUGUAACGCUUAUGCGAACAGCAAGCUCGAUAUCCAGACCCAAUUGGAACUGACGGGGGAUAACGUACCACAUAUAGUGGACAUUGAUUGGCGGCUGCAUCACUGCGUCAAGGUUAGCACUUGUCGUUCGGUUAGCAUGCCAAUUUAUAACAUUCGACUGAGCUUGAAGAAGUCCAGUGAAAUAAAGUACAUAACGUUCACGUGUACCAUACAACAGUUGCAAGAGUUGGUGUAUAAACUGAAAGAUAUCGUGAGGCACGUUGAGAAAAUGUCAAAUGUAUAGACAUUGAUCCCGAGCAAUUAUUAUUUUGCGAAUAUAGAGAUGCCAUCGUUCUCGUGAUGAUAUGUACGUUCCGUCGAGGAGGAGAAUACGAUCAGGCGAUUGUAAAAUAUCCAGUCUGCUAGGCGCAACGUAUUUUGUGUGCAUUAAUUAAAAUUGUGUUCUCUGAGGCCUAAAGAACUGUCCCGAGGACAGUUGAAAUUUAUUUUGUAUUCGCUAAUUGGACUGAACAAGUGACAACACAUUGUUCCUCGACAGACUGUAGUGUAAAGGAUGACGUUCCGUACGAAUAAUACACUAUUUAUUAUAGGUGUAGUCAAUUAUAUUUUUGCAGUAAUGGAACGAAUAUCUUCUAAUCCAUGUGGAAUCAUUGUCGCGUUAUUUUCAUAUGGUUAUACAUGCAUAGGCAUGCACAUAUAUGUAAAAACUGAAUUAAAAGUAGUGUCCCUUCGCUCUUGGCGGUUUCACGUGUCUGUCUGUCUAAAAAUUGAUAUUUUUGUAAGACGAAAAAAAAACAAUGCUACGGUUAUGUCUCUUGACUAAUUAAAUAUAGAAUUAUAUUAGUAAUUAAUAAAUUUCUCCCCUUCUCUAUUAUAUACGUAAUAUAUAAUAUUUUAUAACCAUAAUACACUAUGUACAAAUAAAGUAUAGCAUAUGUACCAAG
Ooceraea biroi (clonal raider ant) is the source of this 2275-nucleotide messenger RNA. RefSeq names its product COMM domain-containing protein 3. NCBI's taxonomy places the organism in Eukaryota, Metazoa, Arthropoda, Insecta, Hymenoptera, Formicidae. The record is from RefSeq and is a predicted model, not a curated record. Gene Ontology annotation, biological process: sodium ion transport.